UCCAAAGAAACUAUAUCCUUUUUCUAAUUAAUAUGGUUUCGUCUUUUUCAAAAUUCACUGCUCUCUCUCUUGUCCAUCUCAGAUCAUAAGCCAAUUUCUUGAAUCUUGAUAUAUAAAUUUAGAGAUAAUAGCUUCCUCCUUCUUUCUGUCUUUCUGUUUAUUCUUGAUUUGAAACAGGUGACGCCAGUGCUGUAAAGUAUCUCAAGAAAAUCUGAAGCUUCGAUAAGAAAUCCAGGUUAGAGCUAGUGACAAUUUUUUAAUGCCCUAAUGACAGAUUUCAUAAUGGCAUCACAUCUUUCAUGAGUUGCAACUAGCUUCACAUGGCUUCCUCACAUGAUCUUUAUUCGAAUUCAAACAAGCUGAACGAACACAACACUUUAUGCAUCGGCAAGGCAUGUGGGGCUGCCUGGAUCUUGAGGAAUAAAGGGUCAGGCACCUGUUGCUGGAAAAUCUCAGCUCUUUAAUUAAUCAACUUGUCAUGUUGUUAUGCUGCAACUUAGAUUUUCUUGCUUUGAAUGGUUCAGUUGUUGAGGUUUUAAGGGUAGAAGUUUGUUGAAGGAGUGAAAUGAAAACUUUCCAAAAAAAAUAGGAUGACAGGGAGAUAUAGGAUAGGACCUCCUUAGUCAUUGACUUUUGUUGAAAGAAAAUGUCAAAAAAUUAACAGAAGAAACAAGGAAAGAGGUAGAAAAAAUGAGAGUGAAUGUGAGAUAGAUCUUAAUAAUUGGUGCUAAAGAAAGGGUUUGUAUAUAAGAUCACAGAUCUUCAUUUGCCAGCUAAUUCCAGGAAUGGACUCUCCUCUUGUCAUAAAAUUGAUGGAUUGUGCUAAGGCAAUUGCAGAUGGUGACCUGAAAUUUGCAGAUCAGCUUUUUAGCGAUAUGGAAUCCCUGUCAGCUGCGGAAACCAACCGAGUGACGAAAAAAGUCGUCGAGUAUUUUGCUGAAGCUCUAGCCCGGAGAGUCCAUGGAGUGCAUCCUCGAAAUCCUUUCCCAUUACUUCCUUCCUCAAAUUUAAAGAAGAUCAGCUAUGAACCUUCUCCUCUUGAAUGGUUUGCUUGUAUGUCCACGGACUAUGCCAUUCGUGAUGUCUUAGAUGUUAAAAAAAAUAAGCUCCACCUUAUUGAGAUUUCCAGCUUGGUAGACUGCUGGCAGCGGCAUAGUUUGGAGGAAUACCUCAUACAUGCGCACCAUGGCAUGCCCUUGUCAUUCCAGUACACCAGUAUUAGACCAAAACUGUCAAAAAAUGAUGAUUAUCUUCAAGAAAACCGACGGAUGAUCACUGAAGUAGCCCAGAGGUCUCGGGUUGAUUUCAAGUAUAGAGCAUUGUUUGCUGAUAGUGUACCUGAUAUAGUAGAGUCUGUGUUGAGACUUGAAAGAACAAGCGAGGAUGAGAUAAUAAUUGUGAGAUGGGUGUUUCAACUCCACAAAUUGCUUGCACUUGAAGGAGCAGUUGAUAAAGUGUUGUCAAAACUGAAAGACCUAAAGCCAGAUAUCAUGGUAAUUGUUGAACAGGAAGCUGACAAUAACACUGACGAUUUCUUCUACCGGUUUGCCACAUCAUUCAAAUACUACCUCAACCUUUUUGAAUCUCUAGAGCUCUAUGCAACCAACUUAAGCUCCCUGAUUUGGGAAAGACAUUUGAGGUGGCAGAUAUGCAAUGUGGUUGCAAGUGAAGGCAUUGACCGGAUUGAACGGCAUGAGACAUUGGCUCGCUGGCAACAACGACUGUAUGGUGCUAGGUUCUGUUCAGUUGCCUUAUGUUCCGACCAGUUUGCUGAUUUUUUAUAUGAUUUCUCAGCGUAUAAAAUAGAAGAAAAUAGCGGAUUUCCUGUGCUGUUGGCAGCAGGUCACCCGCUAAUCUUCGCAUCAGUUUGGAAACCUGCUAGUGCAACUCAUUUCAGUGGUGAAAAUAUUGGCAAUUCAGAUGACACAAUGAGAGGGACUGACCUUAAUCAUCCUAUCACAAUACAAGAAGAAAGUACAUCUCCAGUAGUUGAGCCAGAGGCAGUAAGCUCUUCAGAGUUUGCUGAGCCAGAGGUAGUAAGCUCUUCAGAGUCUGAUGACGACAAUGAGUACGUUUAUAAUAGAAUAAGGAGAUUGACGCACGGAAAGAUAUGGUCUGUAGAGGAGGUACGAGAAUAUUUGGUUUCUCCUUUGAAAGAGAAGGAAUCAAAAAGACUCAGCAGGUGGAAGUCUCGUCAACUUACCAGGUCAAUUAUGAAAAUUGACUUGAAAGCUUAUAGGAAUGUUGCUGGACGGGAUAAGCAAUUGAAUGUUACCGAUACAUCACUUGCAAGUCUGCUUAGGAUUCCUCCAUCAAGCACCCCAAUACGCGAGGAGAAACAAUAUUAUGUUGAUGAUUCGGUUAUAAAUGCAUUUUUCGACUUGCUGAAGAAGAGACAGGAGAAGUUUCCAGACUGGUACAAGAGGAACUCCUCAUUGCCAACUUGGACAAUGACCUUCUUGCUUUCUGGAAAAUGGACCAUGACAAAACUACUAUCUUGCAUAAACAUUGAAGACAUAGCAGGCACAGCAAAGUUGUUCAUACCGUUGUGCUUGGAAAAUCAUUGGAUCCUCAUUUGCGUUGACAUGGAGAAACGGGAAUUUCUUUGGUUAGAUUCAUUAAAUUCUCCUCCUGAUGCUCAUCAUACGGAAAAGACUACAAUUUCGGAGUGGCUUGUAAAGCACCUACUACCAGUGUUGGGCUAUCGUAAUUCACAGCAAUUGAAAUUAAAGCAACUCAGUAUUCCAUACCAAACAAAUCGAAUAGACUGUGGCAUAUUUGUGAUGAAGUAUGCUGAUUGUCUUGCACAUUGCGAUCACUUCCCUUUUACACAACAAGACAUGCCUCACUUUCGGCUUCGAGUCUUUCUGGACAUAUAUCGUGGGAGACUACCUGUGCCACCCAGCCAUGUUAGAUUCUUAAGAGCCUUGUAUAAGAUAUAGGAUUCUCUGUUUGAUGGAUGAUCCUUCCACUUGUUAUGUGGAGAGAAAUGCAGGAAGCUGUCUUAUAACUAAGGUACUAACGCAGGGCCUUUUCGCUCCUGUUCCUACUUCUGUGAUAGAAGGUUGAGGGAGUGGGGGCGAAUGGAGCAAGCUAUUUAAGAGUAAUUGUUUUACACUUAAAUAUAUAUGAUAAUUGAUGGGAGACACGCAUGAUGAUAAAAACACU
Messenger RNA from Populus euphratica (Euphrates poplar), 3168 nucleotides. Its product is annotated as DELLA protein GAIP-like. Gene Ontology annotation, biological process: proteolysis. The coding region runs from base 786 to 2942 and encodes 718 amino acids. The record is from RefSeq and is a predicted model, not a curated record. The transcript has 8 exons. Lineage: Eukaryota; Viridiplantae; Streptophyta; Magnoliopsida; Malpighiales; Salicaceae. Gene Ontology annotation, molecular function: cysteine-type peptidase activity.